AUGUUCGCUUCCAUACCCUCCUCAUUGGUGGCUAACUCCGCCUCAAGAAACUACAGUGUCCUUGCCCCUCCAGCGUACAACCUCAAACACAUCAUCGCCAACCUUCCCCAGUACGCAGAUGCGGUCAAAAGAAGGGAGGUGGCCAACCAUCCAGACUUAUCGGCGCUGAGUCUCCAAAAACUUCCAAUCCACUAUGAGAACUACAUGUUUUACACAGAACAUAAAAAAUUGCUCGUUGAAUUAAGAAACAGGUUACAGGAUUUAUACAAACGACAUGGCAAAUCGCCAGCCCUCAAGCAGUUUUUGGAAGACCAUCCAGAUAUCAUUUCUCUCAAAGAUAUCAAGACUCAAUUGAAACAAGUCGAAGACAAGUUGAAUUCGCAGAAAGUCCCGUUAUUCAAGGUUUGUAGUGCGUUGCCUAAUUUGAUCGAUGAAUCGGCCCUUGACUCUGAAUUCCAAGUAGUCGAAUAUAUCAAUUACCCAGAACAACAGUCAAAUGCUAAAACUAUUGAUGAGAAGGCCAGUUUUUUGGAACAAGCCCUAACCCAACAAGAUAAAUUUGAUCAUAAAACAAUUGUUGAAAAAUUCGGGAUUGUCGAUUUCUCUACUGCCUCGAAAAUCUCAGGGAAUUCCUGGUAUUAUCUUAUCAACGAUGGGGCGUUGUUAGAGCAAGCGCUCGUGCAAUACGCCCUCAAAGAAGCCCGGAAGGCCGGUUUUACAAUGUGCAUUCCUCCAUCGAUAGUCAAAGACGAAAUCAGUAACGCCUGCGGUUUCCAACCAAGAGAUCUAAAUAAUGAAAAACAGACGUACGAAUUAUCUGAAUCUAACUUGGUGCUCACUGGAACUGCAGAAAUCCCUUUGGCAGGUCUUUCAAUGAACAAGUUGUUCCAAUAUAAAGAAUUACCUCAGAGAUUGGUCGGGGUAAGUAGAAGUUAUCGUGCCGAGGCUGGGGCAAGAGGUAAAGACACCAAAGGUCUUUAUAGAGUUCAUGAGUUCACUAAAGUCGAGCUUUUCACCACCUGUGCUGGUCAGGGCUCCAAAGAGGAAUUUUCCAAGAUUGUGGAAUUCCAAAAAUCCUUAAUUGGCAAGCUUGGAUUAUUGGCUCGUGUAAUUAAUAUUCCUGCCAAUGAUUUGGGUGCUCCGGCUUACCAAAAAUAUGAUAUUGAAGCUUGGAUGCCGGGUCGUGGGUCCUGGGGUGAAUUGACGUCUACAUCUAUUUGUACUGAUUUUCAAUCUCGCAGAUUCCACACUAAGUAUGUCGAUCAACAAAACAAGCGUCAAUUCGCUCAUACUUUGAACGGGACAGCAAUGGCAGUUCCAAGAGUCAUAGUGGCGAUUAUUGAAAAUAAUUACGAUCCGGAAAAUGAUUGUAUUUGGGUCCCAGAAGUGUUGCGUCCUUACAUGGAUGAUAAAGAGAUGAUUUCUUUGUGA
Molecule: messenger RNA, 1431 nt
Organism: Saccharomycopsis crataegensis
Lineage: Eukaryota; Fungi; Ascomycota; Saccharomycetes; Ascoideales; Saccharomycopsidaceae
Gene: DIA4
Product: putative serine--tRNA ligase DIA4
Exons: 1
Coding region: 1-1431 (476 amino acids)
Biological process (GO): mitochondrial seryl-tRNA aminoacylation
Cellular component (GO): mitochondrion
Molecular function (GO): tRNA binding; ATP binding; serine-tRNA ligase activity
Source: RefSeq, a predicted model, not a curated record